AGCACGUCCACACACAGAUCUACGUCUGUAAGGAGGAGAUCCAGCCAUUGGUGUUCCUUCUGAAACGUCCCUCGCUCCGUCUCCGUCUUCUCACAGCUAAUCUCCUGCCCCCUUGCUGAAUCCCCUCCGUGACCCACGCGCGCACUAGCGCACCUUGCGCGUAUCCGAUGUCGUCCCACCGUAACACUGAUUCCUUGGCAGAUCUCAGGAGAUCUACCAAUCUCGGCAGCACGGCUACUCGCUUUGGAUUCCCGCCCUUCGGCAGCACCAACCGCGACCCACCCACCCCUCCCACCGUCCCGGGAUGCGGGACGUGUCAGCAUAUCCGAUUCAUCAACAACCCGCUCAACCCCUUCCGCGUCGGAUACAAGAAGGACGGCCGUUUCAUAGGAUGCGUCGCCAUGACACCCGGCAUCGAGAGUGCUAUCACCAGCGGCACCAAGCAAUUCAAGCUCGUCGACAACGACUACGUCCCGCUCGUUGACGAACUCACCAAGCCAGGCAUGCUCAUCGGCCUCCAACACCAUGAGGCCGGCGUUCGCGGUCUCAGCAGCGACAUACUCCUCCUCAGCGCCAUCAUGGUCAAGAAACUCUGCAACAAGCACGGCUACGACACCCCCCUCUCCCGUGGCGCCGGCGACGCUGCUGCCGCCGAUCGGUACAUCCACAACCCGAUGAAUCGAGCGGAUGUCCGCAAUCCACUCGCCAACGACCUGACAGCCGCCACCCACUGCCUCGCGAAGAUCAGCGACUUCAUAUGCGACCACGACGGCAACACGCCGAUUGAGCUCAUGAACGCCCUCCCUCGCCUUCUUCAGGAUUUCGCCACUCAGCCCGGCCCUUCUUCGAGUCGCCGCCGCAAGACAUCAUCCAACGCAGCUGCCGCGGCCGCCUCUCCGGCAGACGACGAAGACUCAAUCCAUGCUGAGCAAGACGACUUCUUCAACGCCAACGACAUGGAGCAAGACAACAAGGACGACGACUUCGACAUGUACGACGAUGACGCUGCCAUUGCCCGUCGAGACGUCAUUCCCAUGGUCCGAUUCAAGACACUCAUCGGCCUCCAAACUCACCUCUCGGACAUCCCCGACGACAUCCAGCAGUUCAUGGGCGCUGUCGUCACACCCACGGCCGCCAUCGUCCAACUUGGUGGCCUGCUCAACAGCGACGACUGCGUGAUCGACGCCCCCAACGUCAUCGACGACUUCACCCUGCAGCAAGCCGCAUUCUUCGCCAACCACAUCGCCUCCAUGCUUCCCCCGGCCAAGGCAUCCCGCGCCAAGACCGCUCAGGAGCUCCUCAGUUGGGGCAAGCGCAUCGACGCCAACGUCCACCUGUCGGUCAAGCAAGUCAUCAACUAUGUCGCCAUCAAAUACGCCAUCAGCCUACGCGCCAAAGGUCCCAGCAAUGCGUCACAGGGAUCGUCACAGGGAUCGUCAGUCAACACCCGCGGUCGUGCAUCCACAAAAAAGACUGACUGAUGUAAGGCGCCACUGGAGCUUCGCCCCCAGUGGCAACACCGAAAUCGACCGGUGCUUCCUGCCAAUCCGUUUUCCUCGUCUGUUAUGUCUGUCCCUUAUAGAUCAGACUCUGUACGGUCAGUGGUUGGAUCUCCAGACGCGUCAUCGCCCUCCUUUUCCAGCUGCGCGUGCUGUACUACUGGGCAACACUCACUCACUCACGUACCCGAACAAGGCGCUGCAAUUCAUCCAUCUGAGCAUGCUAUCUCGUUGCUUUUGACUGCGUGUAAGAAUGAAUCUGUGAAGCUCUCGAGUACUCGUCAGGUGUUUCGUUUUCUUCGCUUUUUGUCACGGGUGCGCCAUCUACUCCACCACCUUCGUACACACACCCGCUGUUCCCACUGUAGAUGCACGUGGCGUAUGUGCCGUUGUGAGUGGCUUUUCAUUUUGCAACCCACACACCGUGAGCCGUUUCGCGCCGUCCGUCUGGAUGGUCUACGUGAUUUUGCCUCACCAUGUGUCCAACAUCGCCUGACACCCUCGUCAAUUAAGACUCUCUGUACGCGUCUCUUUUCUAUCCAGUCUCGCGCGAUGUGUGCCCUUGUGUCACGUACCCCUACCCCUUUCCUGCGUAAGAUCCAUGCAUUGAGAGAGCGACUGGGUGCUCUUUUUGCGCCUGGUGUACACGACAUGAAGCAUGGCCUCUAUCUGCUGUGUUCCCCUUGGUCCACUCAGUCUUAUCUCGGUUUCACGACACGUGGUUAUGUUGUGCGUUGGGAUGAGCAUGUCAGUCACGCUUUUCGUCAUGGCACUCGCUCCCACUCCCCACAGCAGCACUUAUACGGCUCUCUGUCGCGAAAUGAUGUAUGUGCGUAUGCAUGCGUCCCUCUGUGUUCAUUUGACGCGUUGGGUCUCACUAUACAUCAAAUGAAGUCGAUUGAAGUACAGGCCAUUGACGCUUUUCAACCCUCACUCAACACACAUUCGUCCUCUCGUCAUGAUUUGCAUGCACUGCAUCGCC
This is a messenger RNA of Vitrella brassicaformis, 2481 nucleotides long. The record is from the annotation of a GenBank genome assembly. Lineage: Eukaryota; Vitrellaceae.